Molecule: messenger RNA, 1232 nt
Organism: Nicotiana attenuata
Lineage: Eukaryota; Viridiplantae; Streptophyta; Magnoliopsida; Solanales; Solanaceae
Product: pentatricopeptide repeat-containing protein At4g38150-like
Exons: 1
Coding region: 112-1083 (323 amino acids)
Molecular function (GO): protein binding
Source: RefSeq, a predicted model, not a curated record
GCUUAAGAGCGGGAAAAGGCGUUAACCCAUUCCAACUUCUAGACUCUUCGCUGCUCAAAUCAAAACGGAGCUGCUAUUAUCACAUUUAACGCUGUACUCCGUUCAUCGUCCAUGGCCGGGAUAACCAUUACCCGGUGGCUCACCGUCUCUCCGGCGUCUUCCACCUCACUACUUCGCCGUCUGCUUUCCCCUUAUUCCCUUCGUUACCACCACUCCUCUUUGCCAACCCAAAUUCCCAAAACAGUGUCCUCUUUUUCAGUCUCCACAAUUACCUCAUUCAGAAGCAGACCGUUUUCCACCACUACUACCACCCCUGAAACACCCAUUUCGAAUACCCCAACUCCAGCUCCUCCGAAGCGCAACACAUUAGUCAAUUUCUCAUUAUCUGAUUCAGAGGACUCCGAUUCUGAGGCGGAUAUGAACAAGGUAACAAAAUCGUCGACUAAACAGAUAGACAAAUCCAAAUUACCACCACCAUACGACCCAUUUAACAAGAAACCCGUAAUUGAGGAACCCGAAGACCCAACGAACUUGCAAGAAGUGUUUCACACGAUACGUUCAGAUGGGCUGAUCAACAGUGCAGUGAAGAUGUUCGACGGAUUGUCAAAGGACGGGUUAACCCAUGAGGCGUUGGAGCUAUUCUCUCAGAUCAAGGACAAGAGCCAGAUGCCAGAUGUGGUGGCUCACACGGCGGUGAUCGAGGCAUACGCCAAUGCGGGGCAGCCCAAGGAGGCUCACAAGGUGUACCUGCGGAUGCUGGCAAAUGGGGUGCUUCCGAAUGCGUAUACGUAUAGCGUUUUGAUCAAGUCGUUGGCAGAAAGUGGAGAAGGGAAGUUGGCGAAAGAGGCGAAGAAGUAUGUGUUGGAGAUGGUGGAGAAAAGGGGAAUGAAGCCAAAUCCUGCUACUUGUUUGGGCAGUUACGAAGGGUUGGUGAAGGCAGGAAUGGAGGAAGAAGGGAAAGAAUUAUUGGAGAUAAUGAAGAGCAAAGGAGCUGUGCCUGAAGAGAGUAAGAUGAGGGAGGUCUUGAAGAAUAAAAGAGGACCAAUUCAUAGGACCAUAAUGCAGGUUUUCUAUGGCAAGUAAAAUAUGUUUUUUUACAUUCAUGGCUCUUUGUUGUGUAAAUUGUUGUAGUAGGAAGAUUCUUGGUAUUUGUCAUAUGGAAACAAAUUGCUACAAGAGAUGAAGAGAACUAUGUGCUUGGGGAAAUUUGAUUUUCUAGUUUUUGGCAAUUA